This is a messenger RNA of Polypterus senegalus (gray bichir), 1791 nucleotides long. RefSeq names its product TAF15 RNA polymerase II, TATA box binding protein (TBP)-associated factor (gene taf15). The transcript is spliced from 16 exons. The record is from RefSeq and is a predicted model, not a curated record. Gene Ontology annotation, biological process: regulation of DNA-templated transcription. Gene Ontology annotation, cellular component: nucleus. The coding region runs from base 233 to 1465 and encodes 410 amino acids. Gene Ontology annotation, molecular function: transcription coregulator activity; RNA binding. NCBI's taxonomy places the organism in Eukaryota, Metazoa, Chordata, Cladistia, Polypteriformes, Polypteridae.
CCGUGACAUCUUAUUUAUUUUAAAACGUCAUUAACGUUUAAAACUAUUGUUUUUUUCCAUUAAGGAAUACCGAUAAACAAUAGAAUUUUUCUCGUUCCUGUACGCGGUUAAAUAUUUUGAUUUAACGUAAGGAGUUACAGUUGGUACUUCCCAACAACAAGGCCGAAGUUGAUAAAGCUCUAGAUCUGUUUGGUGUGGAGACGGGUGGUGUGGUUUUGUUUUUUUGUGUGAAAUGGCGUCUGGAUCUGAUUACGGGCAGCCUGGGCCUCCACAGCAAAGCUAUGGUGGAUCUGGAGGUUAUGGAUAUAACCAGAGCUCAGGGGAUUAUAACCAGUCUGCUGAAGGAUCUUCUGGAUAUGGGCAGAGUUAUACAGAAUAUGGAUCCAACUAUAGCCAGUCACAGCCAGCUGAAAGUUGUAAUCAGUCAUCACGUGGAUAUCCACCUGGCAACUAUGGAAAUCAGGGUGGAUAUGGGCAGCGUUCUCAAGAAGCUCAUGGGAACUAUGAGCAGCGGAGCACCAACUCAAGAGGGUAUGGCGCAAACUCUCACCCCCAGUAUGGUCAGCAGUCCUCAUAUGGGCAGGGCCCUUAUAGUCAGCCAUCUGGCCCUUCUCAGCAGGGUAGCUAUAAUCAUCCAGAUUCUGAGGGCCAUGAUAAUCAUGGAAUGAGUAGGUAUGGUCAUGAUUCAGGUUCUGACGGUCAGAGGGCCAGAGAUAGAGGUGAAUUUGAUCGAGAUAGAAGAGGACCACCACCUGGUAUGGGAGGUGGUGACCGUGGUGGCUUCAAAAAUUACGGUGAACCACGGGAUUAUCAACAGCAGUCUGAACCGGCUGCGGAACAGGAUAAUUCUGACAACAACACAAUAUUCGUUCAGGGACUGGGUGAAGAUAUUUCCUCUGAAGAAGUUGGAGACUUCUUUAAGCAAAUUGGUAUUAUUAAGGUUAAUAAAAAAACGGGCAAACCCAUGAUUAACUUGUAUACAGAUAAAGCAACUGGAAGACUUAAAGGAGAAGCCACAGUUUCAUUUGAUGACCCACCUUCAGCAAAGGCAGCGAUUGACUGGUUUGAUGGAAAGGAUUUUAAUGGAAAGAUAAUUAAAGUUUCUUUUGCUACGAGAAGGCCUGAAUUUAUGCAGCGUGGAGGAGGAAGAGGACGUGGAGGUUCUAGAGGUGGUUUUGGUGGUAGAGGGAGUUUUGGAGGAGAACCAAAGAAUGGAGACUGGAUCUGUCCAAAUGCGUCUUGUGGAAAUAUGAAUUUUGCAAGGCGAUCAGAAUGUAAUCAGUGUCGUACUGCCAAACCAGAAGAUGCAUUUGGAGAUCGGCAGAAAGGUUUUGGUGGGGACAGAGGUGGCUUUAGAGGCCGUGGUAAUUUUCGUGGAGGUCGUGGUGGAGAUCGUGGUGGAUAUGGGGGAAAGAUGGGAGCAAGAGAUGAUUACAGAUCAGACCGAAGAGAUCGACCAUACUAAGAUCCUGAAAUUCUGUAGAUUGUACACAAGCAGAGUGAUUCAUCAUUGUCUUACCUGGCAGGCUUUUUUUUUUUUUUGUUUUUUACCUCUCCAUUUUGUUGCAUGUUUUUUUUGUUUGUUUUUUUGGGUGUAUUGCAGUACAAAAAUGUGCAGCUACUGUAAUGGAUUUUUUCUAUGACGAAUGUAUUCAAAUUAGUAGUAAAUUAGACCAAGUCAAUAUUUUUAAUUGUCAUAGGUUGAAAGUGCAACAUGAGCUUCUCUUAUAAUACAGUGUUCGCAUAUUGCAGAAUAUUUUGUAUAACUGAUUAAAGUAAACUUUUACUUCU